CAAAGCCCCUUCCAGGUGCAUGGCCACCAACCGCCCGCUGCUGGGCGUCAACGGGCUGGACAUGGCCGGGCUGCGGCCCUUCGACCUCGUCAUCCCCUUCACCAUCAAGAAGGGCGAGAUCACGGGCGAGGUGCGGAUGCCCUCGGGCAAGGUGGCCAAGCCGGACAUCACGGACAACAAGGACGGCACGGUGACGGUGCGCUUCGCGCCCAGCGAGGCCGGCCUGCACGAGAUGGACAUCUGCUACGAGAACCCGGGAGCUUUAGGGUGUCGCAGGGGUUUUGGGAGCCUCCUGUGUCACCGGUACAGGAGGUUUUGGGGUGUCUCUGGCGCCCCUGCUGACCCCCGCGCCAUCCCCGCAGGUGACGACAGCCUGCGCCUGUCCCACCUCAAGGUGGGCACCUCGGCCGACAUCCCCCUGGACAUCGGCGAGACCGACCUGAGCCAGCUCACGGCCACCGUGACGUCGCCCUCGGGCCGUUACGGGGGGCUCAGCCUGUCCAUCGAGGGCCCCAGCAAGGUGGACAUCAACUGCGAGGACAUGGAGGACGGCACCUGCAAGGUCUCCUACUGCCCCACCGAGCCCGGCAACUACAUCAUCUCCGUGAAGUUCGGCGACCAGCACGUCCCCG
Tinamus guttatus (white-throated tinamou) is the source of this 632-nucleotide messenger RNA. Lineage: Eukaryota; Metazoa; Chordata; Aves; Tinamiformes; Tinamidae. The record is from RefSeq and is a predicted model, not a curated record.